CUUGCUCCAUAUAAGAAAAGUCAAUAUGGCGGCUGUAAUGUCGGUCUGUCGCUUUGGACGCUUUCAGAGAAAUAUCUUUAGCAGAUUAAGACGUGAAGAGGUACUGACCAUACAUGUGCUAAAAUCACGGUUACCAUCCAGUGUUUGUCAAACAAGAUGUUUCAACACAGGCAGGAGUAAACUAAAGAAUCUAAGUGAACCAAUUGCAUUUUCUAAAUCACGAGCAAAGCACCACAAGAUAGAUGAUACGCUGGGAAUUACCAAGGAAAAGAAAUCAAACAUUCCACUUUAUGUUGGCCUAGUUUUCUUCGCUGUCAUAGUCUACCUUGGAUUUCUGAGACAAGAAGACCCAUUGGUUAUCGAGAGUUUUGAACAGGCUCUGGAAAGAGCGAGAAUUCAGCAUGAAGAACGAAAUACAAAAAGUCCCUAGAAAGGGCUUAUGGAUUGAGAGCUAACAAGGGUCCUAGUUUUGCUUUUAAAUCAAAGAAGAUAUCGAAGUCAUGUGAAGAAUUUGUUGCAUAAGCUUAGCAAAAAGAGGAGAGCCUGAGAGACCUGGGGAUACAAUAGGCCAUCUGUAAAUAACUGAUCACAUCACAACACAGAAAUGGCUGUGCCUCUCAUGCAAGAGAAUGAAGAAAAAAAAAACUUUUAAUGAAAAAAGCUCUUUCUAAGAUUGAAAUUUUCGGCUAUAUGAAAGCACUAAAUAAGUUGCUUUUUGUUGUUAUUUUGCCACAAAAAGGCUAAAGGUGUGUGAUAUUGCUAGCCAAAAAGUCAUAUGUUCUCUUUGUGUGAAUCACCUAUCAAUACAAUGCAAUAAACUUUAUUUAACAAUCAACAAUAAAGCUGGUACCUAAA
Messenger RNA from Nematostella vectensis (starlet sea anemone), 855 nucleotides. RefSeq lists its product as uncharacterized. Bases 26 to 430 code for a protein of 134 amino acids. Lineage: Eukaryota; Metazoa; Cnidaria; Anthozoa; Actiniaria; Edwardsiidae. The record is from RefSeq and is a predicted model, not a curated record. The transcript has 2 exons.